This is a messenger RNA of Cylas formicarius (sweet potato weevil), 1118 nucleotides long. It is a transcript of the gene SCCRO4, whose product is annotated as DCN1-like protein 4. Lineage: Eukaryota; Metazoa; Arthropoda; Insecta; Coleoptera; Brentidae. The transcript has 5 exons. The record is from RefSeq and is a predicted model, not a curated record. Gene Ontology annotation, molecular function: cullin family protein binding; ubiquitin-like protein binding; ubiquitin conjugating enzyme binding. Gene Ontology annotation, cellular component: ubiquitin ligase complex. Gene Ontology annotation, biological process: positive regulation of ubiquitin-protein transferase activity; protein neddylation. Bases 316 to 1035 code for a protein of 239 amino acids.
AUGAUUGUGUUCAGAAUGGUCAAAGAAACCUUAAAUAAACUUAUAACGACAAUUUAUAGCGAAAAAUGUUUUUCGGCUUAUUCGGGCAAAAGCCGUUAUGACGCUAUAAAGCAAAUUCGACUAUGAAGUCAUGACUUUACAGCAAAAAUACUGCUUUGGCAAUUAUAUUUAAAAUUCUUUAAUUUCAGCUUGUGAGACUUGCAAGGGAAUGCUACGUCGAAUAUUUACUGGCAUUCAAGAAUGAGACAGACGUCAAGACCUCCAUUUAACCAAAAUAGUUCAACUACGCAAUCACCAUCUUUUUGAAAUAUUGAAAUGCCCCGUAGCAAACGCAGAUCCGUUGCAGAGAUGAGUUCAAACGACGAUGAUAGAUAUGCUUCAAAACGGCUUCGAAAUUCCAACAGCCGUAGAUUAACAAGAAUGGAUGAACCCAUGUCAUUCAGUCAGAAACGUUGUUUAGCAUGGUUCAGGGGCUACACUAUGACAGAUGACCCUGAUACUUUAGGCCCUGAAGGGAUGGAAAAGCUAUGUCAUGACCUGGCUGUUGAGCCAGAAAAUAUAGUCAUGUUAGUGUUGGCAUACAAAAUGCAGGCCCGACAGAUGGGUUAUUUCACCAAAGAAGAGUGGUUGAAGGGACUGAGCGAGCUACAGUGUGAUAACCUGCAAAGGCUACAAUAUAGACUUGAAUACCUCCGGUGUCUUUUAAAUGACCAGAAUACAUUUAAGGCCGUUUAUCGGUAUUCUUAUGAUUUUGCCAGGGACAAAGAUCAGCGGAGUAUGGAUAUGGAAACAGCAAAAGCCAUGCUUGAACUCCUAUUAGGAAAACACUGGCCAUUGUAUGAUCAAUUUAGUCAGUUUCUUGAGCAGUCAAAGUACAAAGUCAUCAAUAAGGACCAGUGGUCUAAUAUAUUGGAGUUCUCAAGAACUAUUUACAAUGACCUUUCCAAUUACGACGUUGAUGGAGCAUGGCCUGUGAUGUUAGAUGAGUUUGUAGAAUGGUUAAGAGCUUCAAGAGUCAAAAACGAUAUUAGUUGAGGUUUAACCUUGAUGCUUACAAACUUUUCAUUUUAAAUUGUAAAUCAUACUCAAUUUUGAUUUGGUAAAACAGUGGCUUUAAG